AUGAGUGAGCCCACCUACUGUAAGUCAGUCCUUCUCCUCAACUUCGCCUGUGUUAACGAAAUUCCAUUGAGCACGCUCCACAUCAAGGACCCAUUCAGCAAACUCAGAGGUAAGACGCUUGCAUACGCAACAUGGAUCAGGCUGCUUUUCCCUAGAGAACUGUCUCUCGCAGGAAAGUUUGCGGCAGGGCAUGGGAAUAAUAGAACCCUGUACCGCAGGUGGCCUUGUCGUAAAUUCCAAAUGAGGUUUGGGCUAGUGUUAAAGUUAGGAUUGGGCCUAGGAGUGUUGAAGCUUGGGUUAAAAUUGGAACAGGGCAAUCGGUAUCCCUGGAAUUUAACACACGAACACCUGUAGCAGAGGGGGUGGGGCAGAACGUAUAACCGCAUCCAACCCAGGCUUAUCGGAGCACGGCAGAUUUCAGUGCUGGCUGUACGUGAGACGAAUGUUACAACGUUUUGCUGACCGUAAAUAUUCUAUGCAUCAAGAUGACAGCAUUUGCACCCAAGGGAAUCGACUUUAAUCGUCGUCGUCGUCGUCCUUCUCCUCCUCCUCCUCCUCCUCCUCCUCCUCCUACUACUACUACUACUACUACUACCACCACCACUACUACUCCCCUACGUCCUCCGGUGUCUAAUUGACCACUGCUAAACUGAAGCGCGACAAAAGAAGUGACAGAGCAUAUUUGGGGUUGGACAGGGCGGCAUCGUAGCAGUAAGUCCUGGAUGAAGGGGCAGAGGCAAGGGUAUAGAGAAGGACCGCACUUAACUGUCAGUAGACUGUGGAUAGUGUCAUAUGGGGUUUUAUCUUGGAAUACAUUUGCAGGCUGUUACAGAAAUUACACUGCCAACAACGAUUUUUUCUCACGACCUCACACCUUAACUCAAAGUCCGUUUAAUUAGUGCUCUCAUUUCCGUUGUCAUACAAUAGCGUAGAAUAAAACUCUCGGCAUAAGUUCAGGCAAUUUCUGUGUUUUCUUUCAUUUUGUCAGUUUACUGUCUAGCGUGCUGCCCCACCCUUAAAACUCCCUUUACAAUAAAUCACGUCGGGCACGAUCCACAGUCUACUGACAGUUAAGUGGGGUCCUUCUCUAUACCGUUGCCGGAGAUUCUGCUGCAUUCUGCACGACCCACUCGCAUCGUCGAGGAGGGUGGCCAACUGAAAUGAUCCCGGAGACGUCCUGAUUUACGUAGGCACAGAUCACGCCAUCUGGAAAGGAGUUAAAAGAUCGAAACAGAGUCUGAUUUCGCAACUACAGCAGCUUAAUUCCGUUGCAAGCGUAAAUAAAAUUUAAUUCUCCCAGUUAUAACAUAAUUUGACGGCUUCGUAACGGGGGAAAGUCGGUGUGGAUGCACCCUGGUCUGAAGCGCUGACAAUUACUGGAUUUCAGGCUCGUGAGGAGGCGAGGUCAAGAUAAUGAGUAUGCAAGAUGCUGCACAGAUCGACGCCUUGCCGUUUCGAAGAUGAAAUUGCAGCUCAAACCGUUCAGUUGGCUUCAAGGAUCCAGUGAAUUAAAUGCUGCAUUAUUGGAGGCGACUGAAAACAGACUGAAUGACAGCAACGGAUAAACACCAAAAUGAAUAAAAUGCAUAUUCUGGAGAAAAACGAGUUUGGGGCUGAGUGGUAGAAAACGCGGCUGGCAGCUGUGUCAUCGGUGAAAAGGCAUAUUUGACCUACAGUUAUGGAUAUCACUACUGAUCCAUUGAACUUGCAACAACAGACUCCGAUAACUAACCGUAGGGGGACUGCGCUGGAACAACAAGGGAGCCAGAUUGGGGCACGAUACACUUUUUUCGGACUGUACACCGGUGACAAAUGCAGCACAUGGGCUAGAGGGCGUAACGGCACGCCUAAGCGCAGGCUCGUGCCACGCUAGCCGCUUGUGUUCAACUCCAGCAUCAGAUAGCUGACCGGUUCAGGCAGUGAACUGAUGUCCCGGGAAGGAAAGAGUGAGUGUGGUUGACUCUCUCAGCACACAUUCAUCACUAUAACCCAAUCUGACACUCUUUAACCUACCACGGUGCGUUACAAGUGGUGGCUUGUAUGGCUACCAACGAAAGGGACAACCCGGUACUCCCUCCGCAGGAUGGAGAGUCGGGCUGCAAAGGCUCCUUCUUAUUGUGACGUUUUAUGGAAGUCCUACCCGGUGGGAUUCCGGUCGCCCCUUUCUUGUCUGUGCGAAAAUCUCGUCCAUCGCGUGAGGAUCAGGCGUGUGAUGCACGCGUAGACGGAUUGUCUAGCUUUGUCAGCCACUGCAUUCGGUCUCGCCUCCGGUCUUCUUGGCUCUGUCUUGACACUGGAUUCAGAUGGAUGAUGGAGAAGAGAGUGCGAUAGACGCUUUGCAAGUCACCGCCUCUACGGCACAUGGUGGACAUCGUCUUCGGCGACGGCCGAAAUGAUGAUCAAUCAAACUUAAGAUAAAAUAAAGUGAAUAAAAUUGUUUUAUUAAUUUCCCUCGAGGUAUUGUCAUAGCGAAUAAAAAUAAAGUUCCAAAUUAAUUUUAGAACAAGUAGACCGUUAAUGUACAGGGUUUAGUUCGUGCUUAUAGAGUAGGCGGUCUGAUUUGAAAAAUGACUAAGGAACAGUGAAAAAACUCAUUUUUUUCGUAAAAGAAAAAUGAAUGCGACUUGAUUAGUUUUUAGGGAGAAAAAACUGUCGCUCAUGGGAAGGUAAAUAUGCGGAUCGGGCAGGACCGUCCUUCAUUUGGUAGUGUAUAAGGGUUCGAAACGGACAUAGUCGAGGCGAGAUUCAAAAACUGGAUGAGGCUAUUCACUGCGGAUGCGGUCAUAUUAUUUUGCGCUGACAAGAGAAGCAACCGUCACGGUGGCGAGACGAGAGGAACCCAAACGCGAUCAGUCGCAGGCUGCUUAUAGUCCAUCCGAGGAGGGGACAUUAAGGGCUACAGUGGCCAUCAAAGUGUGGGAAGAUGAGACUAUGAUACUUUUGCUGAUCGACUAAAUAACUAGCAGAUGGCGAAAACAGUGGAUUCCGCCGUCAUCGUCAACAGAUCGCUUAGGAUCGAAAUGAGGAGAUGACAUCAAGAACCGUGAAAAUAGUCUGCCUAUGACUGGCAUACAAGAUGGGCUUGACCGUAACUUUCAGAGUUGCAGGAAUUGGUUGUGGGAGACUGAUGUAGGUAAAGACGCAAGCAAGGGCCUAACUUGUACCCGAUCAAAAACUGUAUCGAAAAGCGCCUACUUAGGUAGAUAUAGUAGACAGUUAUGGAUAUUAAACUUAUUCGGUUACAUAAUCUACUCUUACACCCCCUAGACCUACUCAUACCGUUACAUUCAGGAAGUCGCCCACAAAUGGGCCUUGCCAGCCCAUACUAUUUGUUCCGAGUUUGGUUUCACAUGCAACUGUAUCUCAUUCAGGAAUCCAUUUUCAUGAUCCGGUCAUCAAGUCCUUCACAAGACAUCGUUAAGGGUUGAGUUUUGUUAUUAAAAGCCAAAGGGCAGCAUCGACGCAAACAGUAAUGGUAGCCUAGGAGUCUGCUUGAGGCGAACAUAAAUUAAUGUUCUGAAUUAGGGAUAAUUAUUUGGCCUCCACCAGAGGCAGUUAACAUUUCGUAAAAAAUGCUUUAUAAUACAUAAUGAUAACAGUCUUAACAUUGGGUUGUUUUAGACUGAACGAGCCCCGAGCAAGCAGUGAGAAAAAAACUGUUCGAUUGAAAUUUGCGACCAGCCUUCAGGUAACAGCCAAAGUAUUAUUUGCAUUUCUGUAAACUACCGAACCUACGCACAAGUACUCAAUACCUGACUUAUACAGCAGAACCUAGGGUAUCCACAGCCAGUGUCCAAGGCCUCCUAUUCAAGCUGGACACCAAAAACGACGCGGACAUGCUGUUGGACAUGAACUUUUUUGCCUGUGGUUGCUCUAACUUCAGGCAGAACUUUGAUAAAAGAAACUGGGGAUAAGCAGGAAAGGUGUCACGAAUACGCACUUGCAUGCAGUCGAGACAGACACGACAGUGUGACCAUCGCUAAGGGCGAUGUCGGUCGUAUGCCCCACAGCAUGGUGGACGCAGGAAAAAACGCGCUGUAGCGAGUCCGAAUGAAGGAUGCAAAAACUACGGCAUCUCCGGGACCAGUUAACAAAGAACGGCUACCGAAAUAGUUUCAUCAGCCACUGCAUACGCACGCACCCACGACGGACAAACGGAAGAGAGACACCAGCAAUUUGGCACUUCCUACCGUACAUAAAGAAUGUGUUCGAGGAUGCAGAACGCACUGAGUCAGAGUUAGGCGUGGGCAUCGCUCAUCAUCCGGCAGCUACCAUGAGUAGCUGGAUAAUGAAAAUGAAGGAUCGGCUGGACGCUGGCGAGCGGUCGGGCGUAGUCUAUGAAAUACCGUGCCAUAACUGUCCUUGCCACUACACAGGCUAAACAGGACGACGUCUCAGCUCACGAAUACUGGAGCACAAACGGGCCGUUCGAAGAGGCGACCCAAUAUCUCAAGUCCCCGCUCACACGCUGGAGGGAGACCAUGAGUUUGACUUCACGAAAACGCGGAUACUGGCGCCAGCCGGCAAGAAGACGGGGCGAGAACUGUUGGAGGCCUGGGUGUCGGACACCAACUCUAUCACUCGACACAUUGAUUUGCCUGCGUGUUAUCACGCACUCCGCCCACGCAGCCAGACGGCGCAGCUCAAAUCGCCGCAAAAUACAAACGGCGUCACCACGCCGGGGGACCAUUGUGGGCCAGGCAGCACAAACCAGACCUAGCCACGGACGUAGUCCCCACCCCCUCACGGUACAACGAUAUAAAUGUUCACACCUUGCUGCACUCUAGCAGUCUCUGAUGAUGAACUCCAGUUCGAGUUCGAAAGCUAAGGCCGAUAAAGCUACCAUCCCAGUGAUCGUGCCAUCGUCUUCUUUUGAACUAGUCUAUUGUGGGACCUAUAGGUUACAGUGAUAAGAGACGUACUCUUCCUCCACAUACUGAGCUCGGUGGCAAGACGAAGACAGGACGAUUGGAGAUGGGAUCGGGGGCGGUGGGUGACAAAACUACCUAGCCCGUCUACGCGUCCCACACACACGACGUGGUCUCGUCAGACGUGCAUCAGAUUUUCACUAAAAGAAAAGGGGCCGCCUGGAUGCCGUCCAACCAUGAAUGCCAUAGAGGGCGCAUUCGGAGGAUGUUAUUGAGUCCGACCUUCCUUCCUGGGAGGCCCAAGUUACCCAGUCAGCUGAGAGCCUUCGAAGCCACGAUUUUUGGCCCACUGUGACAAGUUCGAAGCGCGUUAUAUUAUUUGCAAUAAUGAAAUGCACUAAAAUGUCAUGAGGACGGACCCCCCCAGAGUCAGCCUCAUUUUCUGUCCCUUUCCUAUCUCAUGCACCAUGUCGCCACCCCGGCGGAACAGCAUCUGAUGCUGAGUUUGGACUCAAGCGGCUGGCGCGACGUGAGGCCCGCGCCUAGGCGCGCUACCAAGCAUCCCAUUAAGUGGCAUCGUAAUAGGAUGCUCAGACCCUACACAGCCUCUGCGCAUCCCUAUAAACACGCGUUGUGCGCUGGUCUGACCCUCAUAUCGAUCCAGCGGCGCUAUAGUGCAGCCCGUUAUGGAUGGAGACUCAGACAGCGUACUGAAGCCGGCAAGGCAACUAAACACAGAAGAACAAUAUCCCCGACAAUCAGCUCCCCUGAAGAACAGGAGAGCACUUUGCGCAUGUUAUCCUGAAUCAGUGAACGUCAGGGUUGGAAGACUGUAAGUGACGACGUCGCCGCUGGAGUUGACAGACAGUAGGGACAAUGCGGGGACACCCCGAAGAUCUCUCUCAAUCUUUUCAGAUUCAGAGACUUACGAAUGUCUAUUGUAUGACUGAGAAGCUCAACAUACCGUCGUAAGGGAUGGAACAACAACCUUUGUGGCAAAAGCGGAGCGUCAUCUAUGCAAGACGAAGCGAUUUUAAUAAAGUUCAAUCCGGAUGACAUGCUUGAACUGUCAAAUGACGUUCACGCCGGAGAAUGGCCUGGUUAAAGAUGAUGAAAGGAGAGGGAAGGGCAACCAGCUGGUCCCCCUUGGUGUUCUGCUCUAUCACAAAGACUGCAGUAGUUUAGGCGCCAAACUGCGCAAGAAAUUAAAAAGUGCGACACAAAGACUUAGCCUCGACAGCAACCACAAAAUUAGCCACACACGAAGUUGCGUGAGCGAUGCUUUAUUGGGGGGAGACUGAGACGCAAUGGUGCUGGGCGACAAUAAAUCCGAAACCAAAGGCAACUUUCAAUAUCAGUCUAUUCAAGGACAAAGCCGGAGGAAAAAAUCUCACUGAACUUACGUUCUGGUUCUCUGGUCCGCGAAACGCGAUGAUUUCAACCCUCCCUACCCAUCACUACAACUGCUUAUGAAAAAAACGUAUUCGCGCGAGUGCACACGAAUGAAUACUAUUUCGGGUGGCGAUAUUGAUGGGCAAAAUGGCUGAGUAAUUAUUGUGUCCUUAGCCAACACCAGUGAUGAAAUCGCAACCAAUAACGACUCGGAUAUGGAAGACCAAGAAAAAUCAACUAUAAAUGCAGGAGUUGUUAAUUAUAGUGGGUAUGUAGUUGUGUGAAGUCCGCACCCUGCUGGGUCUGCGUCUGUUGCGCCCUUCGUUGGUGGGUCUUGGAGAGCACCCGAUACGCCAGAAGAGCAAAAUUCUUGUUCCAGCGAUCAGGUCUACGUCUUCUCCGGUUAGAAAUUUUCAGUUCUAUCCCUGUGUUGGCACGGUCAACCGAAAUCCUACUACUACUACUACUACUACUACUACUACUACUACUACUACUACUACUACUACUACUACUACUACUACUACUACUACUACUACUACUACUACUACUACUACUACUACUACUACUACUACUACUACUACUACUACUACUACUACUACUACUACUACUAA
Spirometra erinaceieuropaei is the source of this 6871-nucleotide messenger RNA. NCBI's taxonomy places the organism in Eukaryota, Metazoa, Platyhelminthes, Cestoda, Diphyllobothriidea, Diphyllobothriidae. The record is from the annotation of a GenBank genome assembly.